AUGUUGUUAUCCGAUAUUCCUCCACAACAACAACAACAGAAAGAGAAUGGUUCUGAUUCAAUAUUUUCAGCAGACGAAUUUGUAUCGGCAUAUUGCUUUAUAUCGCAUGAUAAGGUAAAUUUAAUUCCUGUAACAACAGAUAAUGUGGAUGAUGAAGAUGAGGAUGGUAGGCACAACGGGAAUAAUAUCACAGCCCCACAUAUUACUAUCAAUGAUCUUCAUCAUGAAACUAUUAAAGAUCAUGCUGAUUUUACUCCCGAUAAACUAUACUUGAAAAAUAAAAACUUACUUUAUAGUCUCAAUAAUCCAUCAAUUUCUGACGUUGAAGUAGAAAAUAGCAACAGCAACAACAACAACACCACCACCAAUGGUUCUAGUAUACCGUCAACAUCAAAAGAUUCAUAUUCACCUUCUCCAUCAUCAUCACCACUGUCAUCUUCCCUAUCAACUCCUUCAUUGAAUAACAACACCAAUAAAAAGACUCCAGUUGUGGUUGCUCCAUCAAUUUUUUUACCGAAAUUAAUUAUCAAUUUGGCUGAUAAUUUAAACAAUGAUUUUAAAGAAUUGAAACAACUUUUAAUUAAAAUAUUUCCUGCAUGGGAUAAUGUUGAUAAUAUAAGUUUAAAUCAAUUAACUGGUGGUAUUACAAAUAUGUUAUUAUCAUGUGAGUAUAGUGGAAAUGAAACCACUAAAAAUAAAGACGGUGAUUCUGAACCGGUGUUGAUAAGAGUUUAUGGUCAUGGAACAAAUUUAAUUAUUGAUAGACAUCGAGAAUUUAUAUCACAUUUGAUAUUAAAUUCUAUUGGGUUAGCACCACCAGUUUUCGCCAGAUUUAAAAACGGGUUAGUUUAUGGAUAUUUAGAUGGCAGGUCUUUAAAGCCUGAGGAAAUGAGCCAAAAUAGUUUAUACCCGUUGAUUGCUCAACAAUUGGGAAAUCUACAUAAUAAAGUUGAUUACAAAUUGAUUGAACAAGGUAUUGAGAAAAUAAGAGCUUUGAAACUUGGAAGAAGACGGAGAAGAUCAUCAUCAGCCUCUAUAACAUUCAAAAAGAAACAUCAUCAUAAUUCAUCAAGUAGUGUUAGUAAUAGUAGUGCCAAGAAGAAAUUUAUUUCUAAUAUUUGGGAAUUAUUGGAUGAUUGGAUCAAUAUUGUUCCAAUAAAUCCUGAUUUGAUUGAAUCUUUCCAACAAAACUUAUCUAAACAUUCGUCAAAAAAUGAUGAUAUUAUUAUUAUUGAUCAAGACAAUUUAAAAGACAUUAUUAAACAAGAAUUUGAAUGGUUACAUAAUGAAUUAACAAAAUCAAUAAAUUCUCCAAUAGUUUCAUCACAUUGUGAUUUAUUAUCAGGGAAUAUCAUUAUUCCUCAAAAUUUUAAAUUUGAUGAUAAACAAACCUUGUCAUCUUCAUUACCAAGUAUUGAAAAUAAUCCUAUAAAAUUCAUUGAUUAUGAAUAUAUGUUACCCGCUCCUCGUGCAUUUGAUAUUGCUAAUCAUUUGGCGGAAUGGCAAGGUUUUAAUUGUGAUCGAUCGGCUAUUCCAGAACCAUCCAAAUCAAACCCAGUAUUAAUCAAUUGGUGUCGUGGUUAUUUAAAUGAUAUGAAUGCAUCACAGGAAAUAGUGGAACAAUUAAUUGAUGAAAUAAAAGCAUAUUAUGGAUUACCAGGAUUUUAUUGGGGGAUUUGGGCUAUGAUUCAAAGUGAAUUAUCAAAUAUUGAUUUCAAUUAUCUGAAUUAUGGGAAAUUAAGAUUAGAAGAAUAUUGGCAAUGGAAACAUGAUUAUCUAAAGACUAAAUAA
Molecule: messenger RNA, 1791 nt
Organism: Candida dubliniensis CD36
Lineage: Eukaryota; Fungi; Ascomycota; Pichiomycetes; Serinales; Debaryomycetaceae
Exons: 1
Coding region: 1-1791 (596 amino acids)
Biological process (GO): phosphatidylcholine biosynthetic process; phosphatidylethanolamine biosynthetic process
Cellular component (GO): cytoplasm
Molecular function (GO): ethanolamine kinase activity; choline kinase activity
Source: RefSeq, a predicted model, not a curated record